This is a messenger RNA of Prorocentrum cordatum, 270 nucleotides long. The record is from the annotation of a GenBank genome assembly. NCBI's taxonomy places the organism in Eukaryota, Dinophyceae, Prorocentrales, Prorocentraceae.
GUACGCCAGCGUGAACACGCACCUCGGCAUCGAGCAGAGCGAGCGUGACGAUCUGGGGGCGGUGGGGCACGGCCGUAAGGCCAACUCCAAGAAGGAAGCGUACGAUAAUAUCAUGUCGAAGAAGAUGCCUACACCGAUCGAGGUCUUGUGCAAACACUUGACCGCCGAGUUCGUGACGUACCUCAACUACUUCCGCAGCCUGCGCUUCGAGGACCGCACCGACUACGCCUACCUGCGCCUCCUUUUCAAAUACCUGUUCUUCCGCGAGGG